This is a messenger RNA of Aureococcus anophagefferens, 705 nucleotides long. RefSeq lists its product as hypothetical. The record is from RefSeq and is a predicted model, not a curated record. Gene Ontology annotation, molecular function: protein disulfide isomerase activity. Gene Ontology annotation, cellular component: endoplasmic reticulum. The transcript has a single exon. NCBI's taxonomy places the organism in Eukaryota, Pelagophyceae, Pelagomonadales, Pelagomonadaceae. Gene Ontology annotation, biological process: protein folding.
AUGAGAUCCGCUGCGCGCACGCCACGAACACAAAGACUCACGCUCCCUCCUCCUCCCAGGUUCAAGACGAUCCUCGCCCUCGCCCUGGCCUCGGCCGCCGCCACGGAGCUCACGCCCGAGACUUGGGACGACGCCGUCGACGGCAAGACGAUCUUCGUCAAGUUCCUCGCGCCCUGGUGAGGGCACUGCAAGAAGAUGAAGCCGGCCUGGGACGCCCUCAUGGCCGACUACAAGGACCACCCCACGAAGCUCGUGGCGGACGUCGACUGCACCGCGGCGGGCAAGCCGCUGUGCGACUCCAACGGCGUCAAGGGCUUCCCGACGAUCAAGUACGGCGACCCCGCGGACCUCCAGUCCUACGAGGGCGGCCGCGACGAGAAGGCGCUCAAGGCCUUCGCGGAGACGAAGCUCGUGGCCAUGUGCUCCGUGAAGAACCAGGACCUCUGCUCCGAGGAGAAGAAGGCGGAGAUCGCCAAGUUCAUGGCCAUGGAGGUCGGCGACCUCAACACCAAGAUCGAGGAGCAGGAGGCCGAGCUCAAGAACAUCGAGGCCGACUUCAAGAAGUCCGUCGAGGGCCUCCAGAAGCUCUACGAGGGCUACACCAAGGAGAAGGAGGAGAAGAUGGCGGCGCUCAAGGACAGCGGCCUCGGCCUCAUGAAGUCCGUCAAGGCCGCCAAGGCCAAGGCGGCCAAGGACGAGCUCUAA